AUGGUCUCUUUCCGGGGGAAGAAGAAGGGGCAACUGCCCAAGGUGCCGUCGCGAUUGUCUGUGCGAAAACAAAAUAACAAGCCUUGGCGUGGUCAGCCGCAACGGAAAUCGGAACAACGGGACACAAGGGCGAGGCUGCGGGAGAUGGCACGCGAGAAACUUAGCGGAAACGAAAAAGCGAGCGCGAUUGCCGGAGAGCCCCUAUCUCACAAGAAUGUGAUGAGCUACCAAAAAGUUGUUGGAUGGAAACGGCUGUACCACGCCACCUCGAAGGAACGUGCUGGGAAGAUUGUUCUUCAGCAACGGCUUAUUGCAGGAGAGGAGGGAUCGCUGGGAGGGAACAUUUAUCUCUCGGAAAGUGCCGAAGAGGCCAGGCGGAGGCAGAGGGCAGUGGGGGACCACUCCAAGGCUGAAGUUCUGGAGGUCACUGUGCGGCUUGGGUGGGUUGCCGAAGUUGAAACGGAUACGGUAGUCACCUCUCAGUGGCUGAAAAGAUUGGGCUGCAAUUCUGCCAAGGAGUACGGUGUAGAUGUCUUUUGCAUUCCCGACGAAAGUGGGGAGUCCGGCGUCAAGAAUAUACGGUUUGCUCCGGAAUACAACGACGAUCUGAAAAACCGGCGAUCAAGCUAUUACAGUGAAGGGCGCACGUCGCUUUGUUCCCGUUUUUCCAGUCGUUCGUGGUAUUGA
This is a messenger RNA of Amoebophrya sp. A120, 687 nucleotides long. Lineage: Eukaryota; Dinophyceae; Syndiniales; Amoebophryaceae. The record is from the annotation of a GenBank genome assembly.